Loa loa (African eye worm) is the source of this 1069-nucleotide messenger RNA. RefSeq lists its product as hypothetical. Gene Ontology annotation, cellular component: cytoplasm. The transcript has 7 exons. The record is from RefSeq and is a predicted model, not a curated record. NCBI's taxonomy places the organism in Eukaryota, Metazoa, Nematoda, Chromadorea, Rhabditida, Onchocercidae. Bases 1 to 834 code for a protein of 277 amino acids. Gene Ontology annotation, molecular function: ubiquitin protein ligase activity. Gene Ontology annotation, biological process: protein ubiquitination.
AUGGGUCAAAUAGCGUCCCUUCGACGAAGAGCCAAUGUCCCGAAUGUGACAAAUAGGACAGAUAACGAUGAUGAGAACUGUGAAAUGCAUCGCUUUUCCAGUCAUCCAGGAGCCUUUUUUGGUUCGUACUUCUUGCUGGGCGGUGAGCGAUAUGAUUUGGCAAAACCAGAAGCUUUUUUAUUUGGGGAGAAUGCAGAUUUAGAUAUACUUGGCAACAGAUCAGUGCAGUUUCCAUACUCGAGUCAACCAGUGAAUGAUCCGGUGAGGACUUUAAAUGCUUUAAUCAAUCUUCGCCGAGAUUCGUUAAAACUAACAAAAAGCAAAAACGAUACGUCAGAGAAUAACAAGAAUUCGUUUUGCUUGGAAUUCUAUUUCGACUGUGACAGUGCCUGUUACGUACAAAUUCACUUCUUUGCAAAAGAAUUUAUAAACGAUGGACGUAUACAAUUUAUACACAAGUAUCCUCAACUAAAGUCAUCUGAGCAGUACUAUUUUGAUGUUGGUGCAGAACAACAUUUCAACAAAUUCGUUAUGGAUGCUAGUGUAUAUGACCUUAGUUCCAUGCAUUACGAUAGCGGUUCCUACUUCCCGGUAGUUAUCGAGAUUCGUGCCGUUGAUUGUGGUAUUGAACAGAUGCAGUCAACAAUGGCUAGCAUCGAACAUGCAACCGAUCAGUGUGCGACUUUUGUUGUAAAAGCGCUCAAACAAAAACUGGUCGGUCUACUGUGUUUGGUCGAUUUUAUUUCUGUCUCAAUUGGGUUCAAAUGUCAGAUCAGAAGAAGGACAAGUAGACCUCCAAAAAAGCUAAAUCGAGAUCCAACAGGGCUGGAUUGAACUUUCCGGUUUGUCGUAUUCAUCGUUUGCUUCGUAAAGGGAACUACGCUGAUCGGAUUGGUGCUGGUGCUCCGGUGUAUCUUGCAGCAGUGCUAGAAUACUUAGCUGCUGAAGUUUUGCAACUGGCUGGAAAUGCGGCACGCGACAACAAUAAGAGCCGAAUCAAUCCCCGACAUUUGCAAUUAGCUAUACGGAACGACGAUGAACUGAGUGUGCUUCUUUCCGAUGUCACGAU